Molecule: messenger RNA, 4207 nt
Organism: Oncorhynchus gorbuscha (pink salmon)
Lineage: Eukaryota; Metazoa; Chordata; Actinopteri; Salmoniformes; Salmonidae
Exons: 7
Coding region: 3453-4106 (217 amino acids)
Source: RefSeq, a predicted model, not a curated record
CCAGCACCAUGUGGUAUGGGUUAGUAUUCUGGCAAAGGGUACCUAUAGUAGUAUCUCAGUGUGAUCCAGCACCAUGUGGUAUGGGUUAGUAUUCUGGCAAAGGGUACCUAUAGUAGUAUCUCAGUGCAACAAUUGCUUGUUUGCUCAUGUAUUUAGUUUUAUUUAGUUACUUAUGCAUUUCACCUGAUUUGUAGUGUAGAUUCAGCUUAUGUUUAAUGACAUUAUUUAAAAUACAAAAACUUUAUAGAAAAAGUCACAGGUUGCGUUGUCUCAUUUGUGUAUCUGACUUUCCAAUUAAACCAUGAUUUAUGCAGUAUUGUUCAGCAUUUAUCGAAUGUUUUAUGUUGUCACGAUAUUGCUCAUUGUAUAAUAAUGAUAGCAUGAAUGCAUUUUUACUUUUCAAACUUUUAUUAUCUAGAUUGAGCACAGAAUUCACAAUGUAAUACAUAUUUAAAUAGCAUGUAAAGAACACAUUCUUUAUAAAAGACACAGAUUCAGCACUGCAAUUGAAAACUACAGUUUUUGUGAUAUAUAAAAACAGCUUAUGACUGUAAACAUAAAUAGCAUGCCCUUAUAUUUGCACAGGGUUUCUUGCACGGUUUCAUUAACAUUAUCUGCAUGAACACUGCUACAAAAUGCUGAGCCCCCAAGACAAUUUCAAAAGUUCCAAGAAAUGUAACAGUUAAUGUAUUCCCCUUUCUCCAGUCAUCAAUAUUUGAUACAGCCCACAGCAUUAUCCAUCUAAUAAAAAUAAAUGACUAUAGAAACAAAAAAACGGUAGGAAAAAAAUCGUAUCAAAAUGGAUUUUCAUCUGUAGUGAUGGUAGAGCCCAGACUUGACAUGGUCUAUAAUUAUUACAGAAGCUUAUCUAACAAGUACAGUGCAAUUGUUCCACUGAGCACCAAGAAUGCCCAUCACAAGAGACAAUGCACCUAAAAGUAGGCUGCACGCAUUCUUAAAUGUAUGUUUUUGCAUACCAAUAGGAUAUUUCAGUUAGGUAAUUGACAUCGUAUAUAGUGCAUCGAUAAUUCAAGUGUAAAUUCAUCAACGUAUGACAGUUGCGUGGGCAAUAUAAGUACGUUUUUCCUUUGGUAACCGUCAGGGGAGAAUGACAUCACCGUUCCUUACUCGGAAGAACCGCCAGACAUUGAGAGUGAUGAUAAAAGUUACGUCAAUUCAUAUCUGAAUACAAAUGAAUUCAAAGCAAUGAGUCAAAUGAUCUAAUAAAUGGGGGAAAAGCGUACCGCGAAAUGUAUUCACGCAGUACUGUAUCUUAGACCCACAUGUCCUAAAGUAUUUUUUGAAUUGAAAAUGUUACUCAAUCUCUGUGACAUAAUGUUAUGUCACCUGAAUUCAGAAGCACAACAUUUUCCUUAGCCAACAUAAAGUACAAAUAAUAUAUGUCCUUUGAUUUUGGUCAGAUUCCUUAUUUUUCAAAUCCCUGUUCCUAACAGUCUUGCUGCAUGUGUGGCAUGUUUAUCAUGAUGACAUGUCAGUGUGCACGCUGGACCUCGGCGCUCUGGGGCUGACUGGCUGGCAUCCAUUUUCUCAGUGCAAAUAUUCUGACAGCUUUCUCUCCUCUUCGGGAUCAUCUAAAAUGGAUAAAUAAAUUCAAACGUUAGUGCAUUGUAAACAUUUAGUUCAUAUUUAGAUUUUUUUCAUUAUCUUUGAAUAGUCCAACAGUUUUGCUUAUGAAUAACUAAAUUAUACAUACUCAAAUUGUAAAUAAACUACAGCUUACACCAACUAUAGUUACAUAUUUAUAACCGCAAUUUACCUGCUGAACAUUGUUGGGGAAAGUUGACAAUCAACCGUCUAUACUCGCAACCAAGUUUGUUUGCUUUACUCAUAUGCUGCAUUCAAAGCAACUCGAAACUGGGAACUCCGAAAUCUCCGACUUCAGACUUCAGUGAGUUCAAAAACAACUGGGAACUCGGACAAAAACGAGUUCCGAUUGAGAUUUUUUUUUUUGAACGGUCAUUCCACUCGGAAUUCGAACUCGGGAACUCGGGCCUCUUUCUAAUGCUCCGACUUUCCGACCAAAAGAUUACCGACGUCAUGAUUUGACUUCGUAUUUUUCCGAGUUCCCAGUUGUUUUGAACGUGGCAAUAGUGAUGACGCGUACCUGUGAAGCUUACCGGUUGCUGGUUUUGUCUUUGCAGUGUCUCGCACCUACAGGUGUCGCUUUCUGAUGAAGAGCAUGAGGACGGUGAUUUGUAUUGCUGUGCAUACAAAACGUUUACAGUAGACUUUUCUAUUAAACUCCAGUUUAUCGUAAUAUCUGUUGUCUCGAUAGCCAACCGUCCAGGUUUUAUCCAUCUCGUCCCCGAUCCUCCGGAGGCGGGAGGCGAGCGACUGGGUCCCGGAGCAUGGUGAGGGUCCUUGGGCACAUAUAAUUGAGUCACCGGGUAGAGGCAGAGGCUGGUCUAUCGGGAGCCAGCACAUGUUCUCAAAAAAUCUAUUUAUAUUUAUUAUCUGUCCUUGUCCCCUCCUCUUAUCCACUCAUCGGCAAUAUGAUCCUCUUUACUGUACGGAUCAGAUCUGGACUGUGUUGUUUCGCUCUCUCUCUUUCUUAUAUUAUUCAUGAUUAAAGAGUCACAUGGUGUGAGGGGUUUACAUCAUAUUCUCCCAAAAGAGAGAGGUAAUCAUUAACUCUUAAAAAACCGUCGUCUCAUUUUAUCCGCAUAGGCUUUUGUUUGAUAUAAUGGUCAAAGAGAGGUCUAGUUGAAUAAUCAUAGGAUUUAAAAUAAUAAGUAUAAUACAUUUGAGAGUACUGUACCUAGAAAGUAUACAAUCGGGAUCAUAAACCUUUUUCUUUAAUAAUUGUGUAUUUUCAUUUAAACUUUAUUCAUUGUACACGUUAUUUUUUGUUGAAAUUCAAAUAUGAAACAAUCCACUAUUACAGACCGAUGCGCCCAUAAUAAACUGAAGAAUUACAUUUUGUGGAACUAAUCUGAUAGCAAAGUCUCUAGUCGGACAGGUUUGGGUACAGGACUUCACUCUUUUUUGUUUUGAAAUGGGCUAGCUACAAAAAUGUUAACCCUAUCGCUUUGUUAUUUUGUCUAAAAAUAACAAGUUAAAGAUAUAUGUUGUUGUAACAAUGGUAGAAAAUAUGGCAGCGUUUACAGAGCGUUUGAAGCAAGAACUGACAAACAACAUACCAGCACAUUGAUUCGGGGAACAGUGAACGAGAAGAGGACCAACCACAAUGUAUCGAUAGCCCGAGGGCUUGCUUGGUGGAAGGACCAGUCCCUUGUUGGAGAGGAUUCAAGAGGAGAGGAUACGAAGGAAGAGACAAUACCACAGUGUGAAAGUUAACAAGGCAAACAAAUUGGUGGAUCAAUUCAUUCAAAACCUGGUAAGAUGAUGUCGAGGAUGAUCAUGACAAUUCCACCAGUAGAGGUUCCACGGCGUGGGCCGUCCUGACGUAGGACGAUGUGUUGUCAUUUAGGAUGUGUCUGGAGAAUGGUUAUCACCACGGUACCGCUGUCUCUGACUCCCCCUGUUGGAAGAACACACUACGAGACUGCAGGAAUUCUGAGAACACUGUACGCUCCAACUGGGAGGUACACAUCAGGGGAUAUGAGACUGUGGGACACCCUCCACUAGGACUCUGCACCCCCCUUCCUGAGGCCCACUUCCUUAGGCCCAGCCCACUUGACUGCAGACCUCAGCCCCAGAACUCACAUCAGUCACGUCUGGUGUGGCUUCCUAUGGCCAUGUGGCUCUGGUCACAGGAGGAGUCUAUGGUCCUAGUACCAGGGGCUGAGGGGAGAGGAGUAGACAGUAGCCCCACGGUGACCCUCUCUGCUGGGGAGACAGUGUACCUGCUGGCCCCUGAGGACCUGGAGCCCCGGGUGCUCCAUACCAUCUACGGCCUCCCAAUCAUCUGUCUGGACGCCUCAGUGACACACGCUGCCCUGGGGGUCAAGAACUGUGGCUGGGACAUGAACGAUGGAGGCAAGGGUGAGGGUGUUUUACCUGCGCACCGGCUCCUCUGUGACAUCACUGUACGCCCACCACAUGGGCGUGACCUCCGUGCAGGCAGACGAUUGGAAGAUUGUGAGUGGCUGAGGUUGAGGGAUUGGUCUGCUUCUGGGAGAUGAGGAUGGGAGCCAACCUGUGGAAGGCACCCAGUCAGACACGUCCGGUUCAACACUAGCUCCCUGAUGACCACCAACCUCCCAGACAAAAGUCUCCACGAGGG